CAAGUAACGGAGACCAAUAGAAAACACUUUUUGUUGUGUAAAUCAUCAUUUAAGUCAUUCCUCGCAGUCACACUCCCAUGAACACAACAUGCCCUCUCCUCUCAUUGGAUAUCUUCUCUGCAGUAACUUCUGACUGAAGCCUGUGUUGCGGUUUUAAAACAUCCACAGGACAGAAGUUUCCAGUCUGAACCCCCCCCCCCUCCGUCCCAUCUGGACGACCUUAAGCAUUGCUUGGAAGCUUGGAGAGAGGUGAAGAGGAUGGAGUCAGACAUUGUGGACGUACAUCCAGUGACAUGACCAAAUCACUCUAAGAAGAUGCUGAAGAAGAUGGUGACAGUACGGAGGCUCCUUCAUGUGAAGGGAGAUGUGUUGUGCACCAUGCUGCUGCUUGUGCUGUUCUGUCUGCUGCUCUACACCCGCCAGGUCAUACUCUCCUCUGGGUGGGACAGACCUGAGUGGAAGCUGGAGAUCCAUGGCUCUACCAGCUCAAGCAGGAACCUGCUGGGUGCCAGCGGGGCCAAAAUCAGCCAGGAGUCUCCAGAGCAGUUCCCGUCCAGGCCGUCAGAGCCAGGGCUUCCUGCCUGUAAGCCCCAAUCAAAGUCCAAACCACCGCAGCCAAAGUCUAAACCUCAGGUCAAAUCCAAGGGGAAAUCCAAGUCUCGACGGAAAAAUGUCACUCCGACUAAGGCCACUCGAAAGCCCCUGCCCACACUGCCACCAUUUGACUUUGCGAGCUAUCUGAGAGAAAAGGACAACAGAGACUUCAAUCUGCUCAUCGACCAGCCAGAGAAAUGUGUCAUCAGAGGAGCCAAGCAGGAAGAAGAAGGAGGACAAGGAGCAAGUGAUAAGUCCACUGCUCCCUACAUGCUGAUCGCAGUGAAGUCUGUCGCUGCAGAUUUUGAGAAACGUCAGGUGGUCCGUCGCACCUGGGGUAGAGAGGGACUUUUCCAAAACGGUGUGUCCAUCCGUACUGUUUUCCUGCUGGGGGUUCCCAAGAACCGGACCGCUCUGCCUCUGUGGGACCGGCUCUUGACCUACGAGAGUCAAACCUUCAGGGAUAUCCUGCUGUGGGAUUUUGACGACACCUUCUUUAACCUGACGCUGAAGGAGACACAUUUUCUGAAAUGGAUCAACAGCAGCUGCCCUCAAGUCAAGUUCAUCUUCAAAGGUGAUGCCGACGUGUAUGUUAACAUUGAGAAUAUACUGGAGAUGCUGCAAGGUCAAAAGCCUGAAGAAGAUCUCUUUGUCGGGGAUAUCAUCGUCAAUGCUAAGCCAAUCCGCCGGCGCAGUUCAAAGUACUUUGUACCGGAGUUUGUCUAUGGAGGAGGUUUGUACCCAAGCUACGCUGGAGGAGGAGGGUUUGUCAUGUCAGGACGCACGGCUCUAAAACUGAGCUCUUCCUGUCAAAAGGUGGAGCUGUUCCCCAUAGACGAUGUCUUUCUGGGGAUGUGCCUCCAGCUGAUCGGCGUCAUUCCAUCACGCCACCAAGGCUUCAGGACCUUUGGAAUCCCCAGACCAUCUGCGGCGCCCCACCUCCAGACGUUUGACCCCUGUUUUUACAGGGAACUCAUGGUCGUUCACAGCCUCAGCGUUCCUCAGAUCUGGCUCAUGUGGAACCUCCUGCACGAUCCCAACCUGAGCUGCCACAACAGGACCAGCCCGACAUCCUGGCCUUUCAAGUGGAAAGGAAAGGGAGGAGAAGCAGAGGUACAAGAGACGGAUUACGGCGAGAAGCAGGUGUUUGUCACGCAUUAGAGACUCUCUGCAGGGACCUGCACGAGCUCUAGUGAGUAUAAAACCAUUAUGAAGCAGGAUCCACGGCUUACUUGAAAGGCUUGUGAUGUGUUCAGGCGCACAGGCGAGUCACAUGAGACUUUAUCUGAGCGGAUCAUCUUUGAGGAAAUGAAUUGGCAGAGGCCACAUGCGUGACAGAUUUUCAGGGAGGAAAUCUAACGAGAACUUUUCAGAUGGUGUGUGUGAACAAGCACGCAGCAGGUCUUUGAUUUGCAAAGAUUAUUGUGUGAUGAUUUACCUCUCACUGGGAUCUUGAAUGUGAACCUUCAGAAUGUAUUGUGCUCUAAUUGUUUACACAGAGACUCAGUAAAAAGGGACAUACUGAAAUGUGGUUAACUGGUUUAACUCCAUUCAUGCAUGAAUGUCAUCAUGUGGUUGUAACUCUUUUCAUCCACUAAUUUGUUUUUUCUCACUCUGUUGUUUUUCGUCGUCUGUUUGUGUAUUGAUAAUAUUUUAUUUUCUCUGUUCUUUUCUUUUUUUUCUUAAAUUGUUGUCAUGUUCUUCAUUUGUUUUCUAUUGGGACCCCCCUUGAAAACCAGAUGGUACAUCUCAAGGGGUUUAUUCAAAUUAAUAAACUCUUCCUCAGAAGGUAUCUGUGUGUGUGUGAGACCAUAAUGUUGUUCAGUGGACCGUACGGACAGCAAGGACCGGUAAAAGCCUUUUUGUACUGAAUGAGUGGAAAGACUGCAGGGACGUUCUGUCCUCAUCAUGAAUCACUUGUCCCUCGCUGGAUUAAAGGCACAAAUGGACUGUCGCAUUGUCUGUUCCCUGGAGGAACACUGAAAGAAGUCUAAAUGGAAACCAGCCGCACAGUGGGAACCAGUCUGGACCGUGCACACGCGCACACACGCACACACGCACACACACACCUGCUGGAUGUUUGUGGAAGAGCCUGGUAUACGAGGUGUCAGGCAUGUGUGAUUUCAUGUGAACACUUCAGCUUUCAUUACAUGAUUUGACUUGUUUUGAAUUAUCACGUGUUGUCUGAAAGUCCUGUUGUCUCUUUCGUUCAAUGAAACAAAAAUGGAAGGUUGUUUGCUACAGUGAAAAACAUUUAUAUUCAACUCUCUUUUCAACACUAAAAUAGUGUCCCAGUUCUAAACAGAUGUAAACGACUGUGUCUGCAAACAGACACACAGCGUGCUUCACUAACAAGGUCUCAAAGUAUAACCCACGUGGAUGGUUUGAUCAAACUUAAUCAAUCUGUGCAAAGAAAACAUCAGUCCUGCUGUGGAGGAGCGAAACACAUCACAUUGUCUCAGCUUUGGCUCCGAGGUCAUCCAAAGGUAUUUAUUGGCACAUUAGCAGUCCAGGAAACAACAUGAUGUCUGAGUUGUUUCACUAACUAAAGGAAGAUGUUGCACAUUGAGUUAAGGGUCUGCACACAAGAGUCUAUACCAUAAAUGUAACAAGUAUGUGAAUGUGUGUAGAUGAGCGUUUCAGCUCCAGGGUACAGGGUUGAUUAAUAAAAGCUACACAAAGGGAAAUCCUGAAUAUUAAUAAUAUAGCAAAGUCAAAUAUAUAUAAAAAUGAACAGUUGAGUAAUAACUUCCUAUAGGAAGAGAGUUCAGUCAAACUCCCUCUGGAUUUGUUGUUCUGAGCUCUGUGUUCAUGAGUGGACGGCACUUCCAUUAGCUUGUUAAUGUUUCACUCAGAGUUUGAAACUUGUUUCAUGCAUGUUUUUUUAUCGCGUUAACUCCCACCUUGUGGGGGAAGAGCAACGGCCCCACCCAUUAAGGGAAGCUGUGUCGUCGUAACAAUGGAGUAUUGAUGCAAACGGGCAUGUCCAGAUGGGUGGCCAGGGGUGACAUAGCCCCUCUUGAAAUCUGAUUGGCCAGCUCAGGUGCCUCCCCCAAAAUCCUAAACUGUGAUCUGCUGUUUCCCCUGUAAGAAACCAGACUUUUGUUAAAACCAACUAUUAGGUCUAUUUCGGUUUCUGACUUUAAACAGAAAUCUUCUUUUUCUGUCAUUAAACAUUGAGCUGGUGAAGUUAGAAAGGGUAGAUAAAUUAGAUAGAUUAAUUAGAGAGAUUAAUUUGUGUGCACAUCAAAUUCACUAAGGUUCCCUAAGAUAACCUUUUCUGUCCCUUCCUCGCUAGGAUUCUUUAGACUAAGUUAGGAUUUUUCUGAGAGUAUUCUCAGGAUGUUUGUGAAUAUGAGCCCAGAUUAAUUGGAACUAAAGUCAGAAUCAUUAAGGGUAAAAUACAUUAGAAGCAGAUUUCCUACUUUCUAAGAAUACAACUGUCUCUGUGUCUUUGUGACUAAUGAAAGUACAAUUCUGCCAGGCUCAAGUACAAAACAGAUGUUGAGGUUUAGCCCAAAGUCAAAAGUCAAAAUUGCAAGUUUGUAUCUGUUUUUGUUUGUGUGUGGCUUUUUUAUGCCUUUAUUUAGAGAUGGUCGGAUUUGAACCUGGGCCGCCCGCUACAAAGGACCACGGGAGGCGCUCUCAUUAACCAGCAGGAU
Messenger RNA from Labrus bergylta (ballan wrasse), 4256 nucleotides. RefSeq names its product UDP-GlcNAc:betaGal beta-1,3-N-acetylglucosaminyltransferase 9 (gene b3gnt9). Lineage: Eukaryota; Metazoa; Chordata; Actinopteri; Labriformes; Labridae. The record is from RefSeq and is a predicted model, not a curated record. Gene Ontology annotation, molecular function: hexosyltransferase activity; UDP-glycosyltransferase activity. Gene Ontology annotation, cellular component: Golgi membrane.